GACGUCGAGUCAGCAGCCGGCGCCCUGCGUGUGGCCGCAGGUCGCCCUGCCGCACUGCAGCCUUGGAAGUCCUUCUUCGUAGUUCGGACGCCGGAGAACUCGGAGGAAGCGCGCAGCAGACUCAAGAAGAACAUCCUGCACUUUCAGGCUAACUAUCUGGUCCUGGUCGCGAUCUUCUUGGGUUUGCUGUUGCUCAGUGACUGGGUGGCCGCGAUCGCCACAUUGCUGGUUGCCGGGGCCUGGUUCGUCUCUCAGCGCUACAGCGCAGAGGCGUCCUCCUCCAAGUUGGCCCUCAUGGCCGGGGGCUCCUUCAUGUUCCUCUACUUGGUUGCGGGGACGAUGCUGCUGAACCUCGCAGCAGUUGCAGCACUCGCGGUAGUGGCCCAUGCAGUGCUUCAUCCGGGCUCGGCUGAGGUUGGAAACUUUGAUGCGAUCGACCAGGACGAGCUGUGA
Symbiodinium sp. CCMP2456 is the source of this 453-nucleotide messenger RNA. The record is from the annotation of a GenBank genome assembly. Lineage: Eukaryota; Dinophyceae; Suessiales; Symbiodiniaceae.